AUGACGGCGGCCCUGAAACGUUCGAGACCACGGUACUCGAGUACGGAUAGCACGACAUCAGGACUCUUAUCAUGGCACGAAGUACCUGUAUGGCAGCAAGACAACGAGUAUAUCGUAUCUGGUUACAGGCCAACGUCUGGCUCAGUGCGGAUGUCCAUCGCCAGCCUAGCUUCUUGGAACAACCAGACUGUCAACUCUUAUUCUCAUCUCAUAGGUGCCGCAAUCUUUGCAGUCCUUCCAUUUUAUUAUUAUGCAUUUAUCUUUGUUGAGGAAAACAAUGCACUAGCCAUGGAUCUGGUAGUAAUGUGCGUCUACUGUUACGGCGUGACGACUUGUUUCAUCUUUUCAGCAAUGUUUCAUACCUUGUGGAACCACAGCGACCGUUAUGCGCGGCUCUACAACAAGCUUGACUAUCUCGGAGUCCUUGUCUUGAUGUGGGGAGCAGGUAUCCCGACUAUCUUCUAUGGUUUUCUAUGCGACAACGCUCUGAGAAGCAUGUACUGCAUGGUGACAACAAGCACCGCUAUGUUUUGCACAUACCUCACGCUCUCCCCCCAAUUCGCGUCGCCACGCUUUCGACGCUGGCGUGCGUGCUUCUUCGCAGGAUAUGGCUUGAGUUCCAUGAUGUUUGUUAUGCAUGGCCUCCUUCUAUAUGGAUGGGAGAUACAGAAAACCCGUAUGUCACUAAGCUUCGCAGGCUGGGUGGCUGUGUUCAAUCUCAUCGGCGCGGCUAUAUAUGCGACAAGGAUCCCUGAACGAUGGUGUGCUUAUUCAUUUGAUAUAAUUGGCGCAAGUCACCAGAUCUUCCACAUGACGGUGAUUGUUGCGGCUUGGAUUCAUUUUCGAGGGAUUGUCGAAGCUUUCUCUGCGGUACGUGCCACACCGUCUACCUGCCACAACUAG
Zasmidium cellare ATCC 36951 is the source of this 903-nucleotide messenger RNA. RefSeq lists its product as uncharacterized. Gene Ontology annotation, molecular function: signaling receptor activity. Gene Ontology annotation, cellular component: membrane. Lineage: Eukaryota; Fungi; Ascomycota; Dothideomycetes; Mycosphaerellales; Mycosphaerellaceae. The coding region runs from base 1 to 903 and encodes 300 amino acids. The record is from RefSeq and is a predicted model, not a curated record. The transcript is spliced from 5 exons.